Messenger RNA from Protopolystoma xenopodis, 1671 nucleotides. NCBI's taxonomy places the organism in Eukaryota, Metazoa, Platyhelminthes, Monogenea, Polystomatidea, Polystomatidae. The record is from the annotation of a GenBank genome assembly.
AUGAGUUUCGGUCAUUUUCUCAAGCGCCUCUCCAGCGAAGUCGACACUCGCGCGGCCGAUGACGCUGACGAGGCCGACGAGGCCGGCGAGGCCGGCUUCUUCGUGCGGCCCGGCCGCCUGCUCGACACGGUCGUCUCCAACGCCAAAGCGGGCGGCGGCAACCUCGUCGCCGACCUCACGAGUCGCCUCGACCUCUCCUCCCGCCUCGGCGGGUUGACGCGGCGCGCCUCCGUCGACCAACCGGCCGCCCAACCGCCCCACGGACCCGCCUCGGCCGAAGCUGUCGGCCCAGCCCGGCGGUCGGCCGUCGACGUCGUCCAGGCCGACCCGUCGCCGGUGACGACGACGACGACGGCGACAGUCGACACCAUCAGUCACCGGCUGGGCCGCCUGACGACGCAGGCGGAGAAAGAGAAAGAGGGCGAAGCCUGUUGCCGGCCGGUACGGCCGCCGCGGGGCCCCAACCCGAACCCUUUCGACGAGGCGGCGCCGAGACACCAACACCAACACCAACAGCAGCAACAGCAACAGCAACCUCGGCGCGCCUCGGACGUCCGUCCUGCCAGCGUCCAGCGGCCCGUCAAGCCGCCCGCCCCGAGGCUGGCGCCCAUGUUGGUCCGCCAGGCGACCAGCCCGGCCGCCGGCCCCCACCACAACGCAGGCGCCCCCCUGCGACCACCGCCACCUCCGCCGCAGCCAAUCGGCGGCAGUCUCGACUUGGGCCACAUGUUCCCCGCCGACCGGGAGGAGGCGUUGCGUGCCGAGCUCUUCGCCUCCAGACGACAACCCUCCACAAGCACCAACGCCAACGCCAACGCCAACGCCAACGUCGAUGCCAACGUCGUCGCUGAACCCAUCGACUUGGCGCGUCUGGCUCCGGUGAUCUCACGCGCCGAGGUUGAAGAGGACAUCCAGCGCCUGACCAGCCUGCAGUGCCGCGAGAUCGUCUCGGCCGUCGACACGAUGAUCGCGGUCGACAUUGAAGAGGCCGGUCUCUUCUGCCUGCCUGGCCGGCGACCUGGCAGCCGAGGCAGCGCCACGCCACAAGGCAAUGUCGAGACGGCGGCGGCGGCGGAGUUGGGACGCAGAGCCGAAAACAACAACAACAACAACGAAGACGACGGCGGCGACGAUGAGGAAGAGAAAAAUGAAGAGGGCGAGAGCUCGGCCUCGGAGUACGGCGAAUCAGGCGCCCGGCCAGUCUACGCCGCGGAGGGGUGGCUCGAGGAGGCGGAGAACGAGCAAAUUGGCCACAGCCUCGGCAAGCCGGAGGAGGAGAAAGCGCACGAGUCCGAGGCGGCUGUGGAAAGGGGGCCAGAGGCGGAGGAAAGGGGCAACUUUGUUGCCGCCUUUUUGGCCGACCUGCUGGCGGGCAGUCUGAAGCUGUGGACGGAGAGUGUGUCCGCGGGAGUUUGUGAAGAAGAGCCCGAACAAAAGUGUGCCCUUGGGCCAGAAGGAGGCCGACUCAAAUCCCACUUUGGUGUCGAGUUCGCCUCCAUUUCAGGCGAACGUGUGUGUGAUGAAGGCACUCGUGUUGGUCGAUCCGAUCAGAAUGUGCCGUCUGACUCCUCUCGACAACCUCGGACCAGGCUAACGAGUCAAGUGAACUCACUGACUCAUCCAUGCAUGUUGUCUCUAUACCCUAAAACCAUGCAUUUUGGUAAGGUGUAA